Molecule: messenger RNA, 241 nt
Organism: Sesamum indicum (sesame)
Lineage: Eukaryota; Viridiplantae; Streptophyta; Magnoliopsida; Lamiales; Pedaliaceae
Source: RefSeq, a predicted model, not a curated record
GGUUACACCUAGAGGUUCUGUAUUAUGGGGCAAUCCUACUCCACUAAUACCAAUGGACAGCAUAAGGGAAGAAGCACUACACCUAGGAAUCAACAACACGAAAACCUUGUUAGAAAUUACCCCUUUCCUUAUGGGGCUCGGGACUAAAAGAAUGGUUGGGACAACAAACAUCCAUCUCGUUCGUACUUUGGAUACCAAUAUAACCAUCGAAGGCUGUUGAAGUGACUAAUUCCUGGAAAUU